Eptesicus fuscus (big brown bat) is the source of this 553-nucleotide messenger RNA. RefSeq names its product myb/SANT-like DNA-binding domain-containing protein 2. The transcript is spliced from 2 exons. Lineage: Eukaryota; Metazoa; Chordata; Mammalia; Chiroptera; Vespertilionidae. The record is from RefSeq and is a predicted model, not a curated record. Bases 1 to 522 code for a protein of 173 amino acids.
AUGGCUGCGCCCUGUGGCUCGGAGCGGCCCGCCAACUCGCCGCUUAAAAUCCCAAAGAUGGAGGUGCUCUCCCCGGCCUCUCCCGGUGGCCUGAGCGACGGGAACCCUUCGCUGUCCGACCCUUCCACGCCUCGGGGCGCCUCCCCGCUCGGGCCGGGCAGUGCGGCAGGCUCGGGGGCAGCGGCGUCCGGGGGUCUCGGGCUGGGGGGCCGCAGCGCCGCCUCGUCCUGGGGCGCCCCCGCGGCCGCCUGCCGCGGCAUGUCGUGGACGCCGGCCGAGACCAACGCGCUCAUCGCCGUGUGGGGCAACGAGCGGCUGGUGGAGGCGCGGUACCAGCAGCUGGAGGGAGCCGGCACGGUAUUCGGCAGCAAGGCCCCCGGGCCGGCCAUGUACGAGCGCGUGUCCCGGGCCCUGGCCGAGCUGGGCUACGAGCGGACCCCGUCCCAGUGCCGGGAGCGCAUCAAGCUGGUUCGAUGCCCAGAACUGAAUGCUGUGCUCCAGCUGUGGCCUCACCGGUGCUGAAUAGAGAGGAAGAGCCACCUUCAUAGCUUAC